GCGCAACUCGGGAACGCGUAGAAGCCGCUGCAGGCUCCUUUUUCUCUCUCCCUCUAGAGCAGCCCUUCCGACGCUAAAAAGACAGUGGAGCUAGGAUGAAAGUCGUCCUCACGCUCACUUCCGGCAGGCGCGCCUCCCGACAGUGUCGUGCGGGGGGCGUGGCCGAGCGGGCACUGCUGACAGGCUGCCCUGGGGGCGGUGGCCAAGGCGGCUGCUGGAGCGCAAUGGCGGGGGCGGCCGGGCUCAUGGCCGAAGUGAGCUGGAAGGUCUUGGAGCGAAGAGCUCGGACCAAGCGCUCAGCUUAGCCUGGGACGCUUAUGAUUAGAGCCAACAAUUUGAAAUGGCCUGCUCACCUGAUGCAGUCGUCUCCUCGUCUUCUGCUUUCUUAAGGUCUGGCUCAGUUUAUGAACCUCUUAAAAGCAUUAAUCUUCCAAGACCUGAUAAUGAAACUCUCUGGGAUAAAUUGGAUCAUUAUUACAGAAUUGUCAAGUCAACAUUGCUGCUAUAUCAAAGUCCAACUACAGGUCUCUUUCCCACUAAAACAUGCGGUGGUGACCAGAAGGCCAAGAUCCAGGACAGCCUAUACUGUGCUGCCGGGGCCUGGGCUUUGGCUCUUGCAUACAGGCGCAUUGAUGAUGACAAGGGAAGGACCCAUGAGCUGGAGCACUCAGCUAUAAAAUGCAUGAGAGGAAUUCUCUACUGCUAUAUGCGUCAGGCCGAUAAGGUCCAGCAGUUUAAGCAGGAUCCACGCCCAACAACAUGUCUUCACUCUGUUUUCAAUGUGCAUACAGGAGAUGAAUUGCUCUCCUAUGAGGAAUAUGGUCAUCUUCAGAUAAAUGCAGUGUCACUCUAUCUUCUUUACCUUGUGGAAAUGAUUUCCUCAGGACUCCAGAUUAUCUACAACACUGAUGAGGUCUCUUUUAUUCAAAACCUUGUAUUUUGCGUGGAAAGAGUUUACCGUGUGCCUGACUUUGGUGUCUGGGAAAGAGGAAGCAAAUAUAAUAAUGGCAGCACAGAGCUACAUUCCAGCUCUGUUGGUUUAGCAAAAGCAGCUCUAGAAGCAAUUAAUGGAUUCAACCUCUUUGGCAACCAGGGUUGUUCAUGGUCAGUUAUAUUUGUGGAUCUCGAUGCUCACAAUCGCAACAGGCAAACUUUGUGCUCGCUGUUACCCAGAGAAUCAAGAUCACAUAACACAGAUGCUGCCCUCCUCCCCUGCAUCAGUUAUCCUGCAUUUGCCCUGGAUGAUGAAGUUCUGUUUAGCCAGACACUUGAUAAAGUGGUUAGAAAAUUAAAAGGAAAAUAUGGAUUUAAACGUUUCUUGAGAGAUGGGUAUAGAACAUCAUUGGAAGAUCCCAACAGAUCCUACUACAGACCAGCUGAAAUUAAGCUAUUUGAUGGCAUUGAAUGUGAAUUUCCCAUAUUUUUCCUUUAUAUGAUGAUUGAUGGAGUUUUUAGAGGCAACCCUGAGCAAGUACAGGAAUAUCAGAAUCUUUUGACUCCAGUACUUCAUCAGACCACAGAAGGAUAUCCUGUUGUACCAAAGUACUAUUACGUACCAGCUGACUUUGUAGAAUAUGAGAAAAAUAACCCCGGUAGUCAAAAACGAUUUCCUAGCAACUGUGGCCGUGAUGGAAAACUGUUUCUUUGGGGACAAGCACUUUAUAUCAUUGCAAAACUCCUGGCUGAUGAACUAAUCAGUCCUAAAGACAUUGAUCCUGUCCAGCGCUAUGUCCCACUACAGAAUCAACGUAACGUGAGCAUGAGGUUUUCCAAUCAGGGCCCACUGGAAAAUGAUUUGGUAGUUCACGUGGCACUUAUAGCAGAAAGCCAAAGACUUCAAGUUUUUCUGAACACAUAUGGUAUUCAAACUCAAACUCCUCAACAAGUAGAACCCAUUCAGAUAUGGCCUCAGCAGGAGCUUGUGAAAGCUUAUUUCUACCUGGGUAUCAAUGAAAAGUUAGGACUCUCCGGAAGGCCAGAUAGGCCCAUUGGCUGCCUUGGUACAUCAAAGAUUUAUCGCAUUCUAGGAAAGACUGUGGUUUGUUACCCGAUUAUCUUCGACCUAAGUGAUUUCUACAUGUCUCAAGAUGUUUUGCUGCUGAUAGAUGACAUAAAGAAUGCACUGCAGUUCAUUAAACAAUAUUGGAAAAUGCAUGGACGUCCACUUUUCCUUGUUCUCAUCCGAGAAGACAAUAUAAGAGGUAGCCGAUUCAACCCCAUAUUAGAUAUGCUGGCAGCCCUUAAAAAAGGAAUAAUUGGAGGAGUCAAAGUUCAUGUUGAUCGUCUACAGACACUAAUAUCUGGAGCUGUAGUAGAACAACUUGAUUUCCUACGAAUCAGUGACACAGAAGAGCUUCCAGAAUUUAAGAGUUUUGAGGAACUAGAACCUCCCAAACAUUCAAAAGUCAAACGUCAAAGCAGCACCUCCAGUGCUCCUGAACUGGAACAGCAGCAGGAUGUCAACAUUAGUGAAUGGAAAGACAAACCUACUUACGAAAUCCUUCAAAAACUGAAUGGCUGCAGUUGUCUGGCUAGCCAAGCCAUCCUGCUGGGUAUCCUGCUCAAAAGAGAAGGCCCCAACUUCAUCACAAAGGAAGGUACCGUUUCUGAUCACAUUGAGAGAAUCUAUAGAAGAGCUGGCAGCAAAAAACUUUGGUCGGUUGUACGCCGUGCAGCAAGUCUUUUAAGUAAAGUAGUGGACAGCCUGGCCCCAUCCAUUACUAAUGUUUUAGUGCAGGGAAAACAGGUAACUCUGGGUGCCUUUGGGCAUGAAGAAGAAGUUAUCUCUAAUCCUUUGUCUCCGAGAGUGAUUAAAAACAUCAUCUAUUAUAAGUGUAACACCCAUGACGAGAGGGAAGCGGUCAUUCAGCAAGAACUGGUCAUCCAUAUUGGCUGGAUCAUCUCCAACAACCCUGAGUUAUUCAGUGGCAUGCUGAAAAUACGAAUUGGGUGGAUCAUCCAUGCCAUGGAGUAUGAACUUCAGAUCCGUGGUGGAGACAAGCCAGCCUUGGAUUUGUAUCAGCUAUCACCUAGUGAAGUUAAACAGCUUCUGCUGGAUAUUCUCCAGCCUCAACAGAAUGGAAGAUGUUGGCUGAACAGGCGUCAGAUCGAUGGGUCUUUGAAUAGAACGCCCACCGGGUUCUAUGACCGAGUGUGGCAGAUCCUGGAGCGCACGCCCAAUGGCAUCAUUGUCGCUGGGAAGCAUUUGCCUCAGCAACCAACCCUGUCGGAUAUGACCAUGUAUGAGAUGAAUUUCUCUCUCCUUGUUGAAGACACAUUGGGAAAUAUUGACCAGCCACGGUACAGACAGAUUGUUGUAGAGUUACUCAUGGUCGUAUCCAUUGUACUGGAAAGAAACCCUGAGCUAGAAUUUCAAGACAAAGUAGAUCUAGACAGACUGGUCAAAGAAGCAUUUAAUGAAUUUCAAAAAGAUCAGAGUCAGCCAAAGGAAAUUGAAAAACAAGAUGACAUGACUCCCUUUUACAACACUCCCCCCCUGGGAAAAAAAGGAACAUGCAGCUAUUUGACAAAGGCGGUGAUGAAUCUGCUGCUGGAAGGAGAAGUCAAGUCAAACAAUGAUGAUCCAUGUCUGAUUAGCUAGUGGGGAAGGUGUAGGAAGCUCUAUUGAGACACAUGUUCUGAAGUGUGUGAUGUUUUGUGUUCAAGCUUAAGGCAGCCAUUAAUGUACAAACUGAGCAUGCUGGGGAGGUGAUUGCCAUACCCUUGGCAGGGUUAUUGGACCUUUUGCAUGACAUAGCCAAUCUUCUGGUAACAGUAAAUGCUUUUAAUCAAGCAGGGAAAAGUUCUCAUGAUCAUGCUAACUACAAUAGUAAUCUUCACUGAAUGAUAAAAAUAGUUUAUGAAUUGAAAAUUUGCCACUGCAUGUUUUAUGAUCAAAUAGUUCAUCAAAAUGAAUCUUUGCUCUUUGGACUGAAUUCUUACCAUACUGCCACUAAAAUGAAUUUGCCAACUAGUAAUGCAUACUGAACAUCAAAAGAUAUUGAAAGAAUGGUAAGCUUUACUUCAUCAUAUUGUCAUGCUAAAAGGUGUUAAUAUAUAUCACAAAAGCAAAGUCAGCCAGCUGAUAUUUUGGUUCUCAGAAACUGCAUUAUUAAUAAUAUUUUAGUAUACAGAGCUAUUCUACAAUUUUUACAUUUUAAACAUGACUGUGGUUUUGUAUUUGCUAAAUACAGGGAUUGGACUAAAAUAAAAUAAAUCUGUACCUUAUCAAGCAUUUUCUUUGA
This is a messenger RNA of Saimiri boliviensis boliviensis (Bolivian squirrel monkey), 4244 nucleotides long. It is a transcript of the gene PHKB, whose product is annotated as phosphorylase kinase regulatory subunit beta. NCBI's taxonomy places the organism in Eukaryota, Metazoa, Chordata, Mammalia, Primates, Cebidae. The record is from RefSeq and is a predicted model, not a curated record. Gene Ontology annotation, cellular component: phosphorylase kinase complex. Gene Ontology annotation, molecular function: calmodulin binding. Gene Ontology annotation, biological process: glycogen metabolic process.